Molecule: messenger RNA, 276 nt
Organism: Sparassis crispa
Lineage: Eukaryota; Fungi; Basidiomycota; Agaricomycetes; Polyporales; Sparassidaceae
Exons: 1
Coding region: 1-276 (91 amino acids)
Source: RefSeq, a predicted model, not a curated record
AUGGCAGCACACAGGAGCGGGCAAGUGAACAGCGACGAUAAGCCAACGCUGCCUGUCGCGCAUGCGGUGCUCAACCAGAAAGUCUUCGGAGAUGAACGAUCGGCGCUCGUCCAUAGACAGCCGCCGAACAAAUACUACGUUAUGCAAACUCAUCAGAGCGACAAUCGCCGCAAGGAGAAGCCUGUCCUGAACGUCGUAAACGACGAGGAGCUGUGUGAAGAGAAAAAACCUUCGGAUAGGCGUUUCAAGCUAGUGCACGGGUCCGAGACAACUUGA